AUGGCGUCUGGUGUAACAGUUUCGGAUGCUUGCAAGACGACAUACGAAGAAAUCAAAAAGGACAAGAAACAUCGGUACGUCGUGUUCUACAUCCGCGAUGAGAAGCAGAUCGAUGUGGAGACUGUCGGUGGAAGGAACGCUGAGUACGACCAGUUCUUAGAGGAUCUGCAGAAGGGCGGCACCGGCGAAUGCAGAUAUGGCCUGUUCGACUUUGAAUACACCCACCAGUGUCAAGGCACAUCAGAGGCAAGCAAGAAACAGAAGUUGUUCCUCAUGUCAUGGUGCCCAGACACCGCUAAGGUCAAGAAGAAGAUGUUGUACUCUAGCUCCUUCGACGCGCUGAAGAAGUCGCUCGUGGGCGUACAAAAGUACAUCCAAGCGACUGACCUCUCGGAGGCCUCCCAGGAAGCCGUGGAGGAGAAGCUCCGCGCCACGGACCGUCAAUAA
Messenger RNA from Leptosia nina, 447 nucleotides. NCBI's taxonomy places the organism in Eukaryota, Metazoa, Arthropoda, Insecta, Lepidoptera, Pieridae. The record is from the annotation of a GenBank genome assembly.